GUCAGCGGCCAGAAGUUUUUGUACUUCAAGAAUGGCGCGGCUCUCCUGGAGAUUGCACUCGUUCAGUGGGCUCUGCAUCAGGCCGUGAAGCGUGGCUUCCAGCCCUUCAUCCCGCCAGACUUGGUCAGGGCUCCUGUUGUGGCGGGCUGUGGAUUUGCCCCCCGCGAUGAUGAGGCCACGCAGAUCUAUGAGGUCAGUGACUCGGACCUUUGCCUGGCGGGCACAGCUGAGAUCCCCAUGGCAGGCAUGUUCAUGAAUGACACCCUCAUCGCCUCAAAGGAGCUCCCCAAGCGCCUCGUGGCCUUCGGCCACGCUUUCCGGACCGAGGCGGGCUCUUCGGGCUCGGAGAACCGGGGCAUCUACCGGCUGCACCAGUUCAGCAAGGUGGAGCUGUUUGCAGUUACGCGGGCCGACAUAGAUGAGUCCAACAAGAUGCUCGACGAGAUUCGGGAGCUCGAGGAGGACCUCUUCACACAGCUGGGCCUUUGCUUCCGUGUCUUGGACAUGCCAACAGAGGAGCUGGGGGCCCCGGCCUACCGGAAGUUUGACAUGGAGGCUUGGAUGCCGGGACUGGAAAAGUGGGGAGAGAUCUCCUCGUGCUCCAGCUGCACCGACUACCAGGCCCGGCGGCUGAACAUUCGGCACAAAGAGGAGUACAACCAGAAGGGAAACCUACAGUUUGCCCACACGCUCAACGGAACGGCGUGCGCCGUUCCCCGAAUGAUCAUCUCGAUUCUGGAGACGUUUCAGAACGAG
Symbiodinium sp. CCMP2456 is the source of this 756-nucleotide messenger RNA. NCBI's taxonomy places the organism in Eukaryota, Dinophyceae, Suessiales, Symbiodiniaceae. The record is from the annotation of a GenBank genome assembly.